AUGCUAAGUAAUAAUUUUUAAGUGUAUUAAAAACCAAAAAAUGAAUUUGAUGGAUGUUAUGAAGAUUAAGUAAAAUAAAGAAAGCAGAGACUUUGGGCUGGGAAGCCUGUGCCUUAAUAAUAAGAUAAUUCGGAUGAUGACAUAUUUGAUUUAGCUAAAAAGUAAGAGAAGGUCGAGAUUAAAGAGGCUGAGUCAGAGGUUUAAAGGAAUCCUGAAGAAAUUGUUUAAACAUUUCAAAAAGUUGAAAAUGACAAUUAUUAAAUAGAAGUUGUUGAUGAAGAAGCAGCUAUGAUGAGAAGAAGAAGAGUAAUUUAAUCAAGAUUAGCAGAAGAAUAAUAAUUGUUGUAAUAAGAGUAAUAAUAAAAUCAAGAAUAGAAGAAGGAGAAAAAGCAAAAGGAGAGAAAAAAAGAGAAAAAGCACAAGAAGAAAAAGGAUGACAUCAUUUACAAGAAUGAUUAAGAUGAUCAAUAGGAAGAAGAAGACUUUUAAGAAUAAUAAAAGGAGGUUGAAUUGCUGAAGCCAGUAUUCGUUUCCAGAGUGUAAAGAGACUAAUUAGACAAGAUAGAGGAGGAGGAGAUUAGAUUAAAGGAGGAAAAAGCUAAGAACCUUGAGAGAAUGAGAUUAGAAAACAAAAUUUUAAUUUUAAACUCUGUCAAAGCUGAUGCUGCAAAGGCAGUCAAUGAGGAGAGUGAUGAUGGAAAAUAAAAAUUAAAUGAUGAGGAUACUUUGGAUGAAACUGAAUAUGCAUUAUGGAAAAUACGAGAACUAAAACGAAUCAAGUAAUUUAAUGAUGAGAAAAAUAAAUAUGAGAUAGAGAAGGCUGAAAUAGAUAGAAGAAGAAACUUAACAGAUAUGCAGAGAAUUCAAGAAGAUUUCAAAUUAGGUUCUGACAAAACCAAAAUGGAGGAUAAAACAAAGUAUGUUUUCAUGUAGAAAUAUUAUAAUACAGGAGCUUUUUAUAAGGACAUGGAUGAUCCCAUAUUCCAGAGAGAUUACAAUUUACCUGUGGGCGAAGAUUUAUGGAGAAAGGAUAAUCUACCAUAGAUCUUACAGAAGAGAAGAGGAGAAUUUGGAAAGAAAGGAAACUCUAAAUACACACAUUUGACUCAAGAAGAUACAACCAAUUUUGAUCCAACAUAUUAGGUUGAUUAGAGUAUCAGACAAAAAUUCUUGAAUUAAUAAGCUGGAUCAAAAUCUUCACAUAAUUUCUUCAAUUAGUUUAAAAAAAGUUGA
Molecule: messenger RNA, 1233 nt
Organism: Paramecium tetraurelia
Lineage: Eukaryota; Ciliophora; Oligohymenophorea; Peniculida; Parameciidae
Exons: 2
Biological process (GO): mRNA splicing, via spliceosome
Cellular component (GO): U2-type spliceosomal complex
Molecular function (GO): RNA binding
Source: RefSeq, a predicted model, not a curated record